Pocillopora verrucosa is the source of this 966-nucleotide messenger RNA. Its product is annotated as alpha-1A adrenergic receptor-like. Gene Ontology annotation, biological process: G protein-coupled receptor signaling pathway. The record is from RefSeq and is a predicted model, not a curated record. Gene Ontology annotation, cellular component: plasma membrane. Gene Ontology annotation, molecular function: G protein-coupled receptor activity. Lineage: Eukaryota; Metazoa; Cnidaria; Anthozoa; Scleractinia; Pocilloporidae.
AUGGAAAGCGACUUUAGAGUGGCAAUCUGCACAACGGGGCUGAUUUUUCUCGUUUUAUUUUGCUCUGUUGCAUCUGUCGCUAAUGGUUUACUCCUCGUUGUUCUGUACAAAGAUCCCUCAAGAUGCUUCAGGAAGCCUAUAGUGGUGUACAUAGCCGCUCUAGCGCUGAUGGACUUUUUGAGUGGAAGUGUGACAGGAAUUUGUGUUAUCUACAAUUAUAUUUUGUGCGCACUUGGAAAAGAGAAUUCUUCCUCACUGGAAGGUACAAUGUUCGCAGCAGUUUUCGCUGGGUUCACAAUUUGUACGGCAAAUAUGUUAGCGUUGUUGCUGUCUUGUGAGAGGCUCUUUGCUGUAGCUUUUCCAAUCGACUAUCGGCAAAAGUCCACGGUACGGAGAGGUGUCAUUGCUGUGGCAGCCGUGGUGGUUUACUCUCUUACCUUCAGUUUAUCAAAUUUAGCGGGGUCUAAUUGGAGGAGUACACCUUUACGCUUUCACUUGACUGUUACUGCACCCUUCUUGGCAUUGAUCGCUGUAAAUAUAGCGCUUGUUAUGGUAAUAAGACUGCACAACAGGAAAACAGAAUGUCUGUUGGAAGGUUCUGUAAGGCUAUCAAAUUACUCUGGUGUUGAAUCAAAACGUAGACAGAGAGAGAAGACUUUGGCAGUCACCACACAACUGAUAGUGUUUUGUUUUGUAACAUCUCUACUUCCUUAUCUCAUCUUUAAACUAAUAGAUCUCUAUUUGCCCGAAUACAGAGAGCAGGAUUGGUUUUUCGCCGGUGUAAGAUUUUUCCUCCCGUUCGUUUAUCUAAACCCCGCAGCCAACCCUCUGAUAUUCAACUUCAGACUUGCGCACUUCCGGCGGGCGUUCAGACUCGUUUUCAUGUCACGCUUUGAGCCACGUGAUAGGCACCUUCAGCUGAAGGUCAUACAGUGCAGUUCCUCUGAAAGGUCACCUGACAUCUAA